Rangifer tarandus platyrhynchus (Svalbard reindeer) is the source of this 2175-nucleotide messenger RNA. The record is from the annotation of a GenBank genome assembly. Lineage: Eukaryota; Metazoa; Chordata; Mammalia; Artiodactyla; Cervidae.
AUGGAGACUGAGAGCCAUAACAACCCUCAGGAAAGACCCACACUCUCUAGUAAUGGGAAGGCUUCAAGGGAAGACAAUCAUUUGUUGAUUAAAGCUGUGAAAGAUGAAAAGAUUGAGUUGGUCCAGCAAUUGCUAGAAAGAGGGGCUGAUGUCAAUUUCCAGGAAGAAUGGGGCUGGUCACCUCUGCAUAAUGCAGUACAAGUUGGCAGGGAGGACAUUGUGGAUCUUCUGCUUAGUCAUGGUGCUGACCCUUGUCUGCGGAAGAAGAAUGGGGCCACUCCCUUCAUCAUUGCUGGGAUUGUCGGAGACGUGAAGUUGCUCAAACUAUUACUUCCCAAAGUAGCAGAUGUCAAUGAGUGCGAUGUUAAUGGCUUCACAGCUUUCAUGGAAGCUGCUGUGUAUGGCCAAGUCGAAGCCUUAAGGUUCCUGUAUAACAGUGGAGCAGAGGUGAAUUUGCACAGAAAGACAGUGGAGGAUCAAGAGAGGAUUAAGAAAGGAGGGGCCACUGCCCUCAUGGAUGCUGCUGAAGGAGGGCAUGUAGAGGUCGUGGAGAUCCUCCUUCACGAGAUGGGGGCAGAUGUCAAUGCCCGGGACAAUAGGGGCAGAAAUGCUUUGGUCUAUGCUCUUCUGAACUCUGAUGUUGAGAAGGUGAAAGCCAUUACUCGCCUUCUGCUGGACUGUAAGGUUGAUGUCAACGUGAGGGGGGAAGGAAGGAAGACGCCGCUGAUCUUGGCAGUGGAAAAGAAGAACCCGGAUCUGGUGCAGAUGCUUCUGGAACAAACAGCUAUAGAGAUUAAUGACACAGACAGUGAGGGUAAAACAGCAUUGCUGCUUGCUGUUGAACUCAAGCUGAAGAAAAUCGCCGAGUUGCUGUGUCACAAAGGAGCCAGCACAAAAUGCGGGGACCUUGUCACAAUAGCGAAGCGCAAUUAUGACUCUGACCUUGCAAAGUUUCUUCGCCAGCAUGGAGCUGUAGAAGACGUUCAACCUCUCGAUAAAGCCUGGAAGCCUCAGAGCUCACGUUGGGGGGAGGCCCUGAAACAUCUCCGCAGGAUAUCCCGCCCUAUGAUAGGCAAACUCAAGAUCUUUAUUGAUGAAGAAUAUAAAAUCGCUGACACUUCUGAAGGGGGCAUCUACCUGGGGUUCUAUGAGGAACAAGAGGUAGCUGUGAAGCGGUUCUCUGAAGGCAGCACACGGGGACAAAAUGAAGUCUCUUGUUUGCAGAGCAACCGAGCCAACCGUCACGUGGUGACAUUCUAUGGCAGUGAGAGCGACGGGGGCUGUCUGUACGUGUGCCUCGCCCUAUGUGAGCACACGCUGGAGAAGCAUUUGGCCGACCGCAGAGGAGAGGCUAUGCAAAACAAGGAAGAUGAAUUUGCCCGAAACAUCCUCUCAUCUCUGUUUAAGGCUGUUGAGGAACUACACCUGUCUGGAUACACUCAUCAGGAUCUGCAACCACAGAACAUCUUAAUAGAUUCCAAGAAUGCUGUUUGUCUGGCAGAUUUUGAUGAAAGCAUCAAGGGGACUGGAGAUCCACAGGAAAUCAAGAGAGAUCUAGAGGCCCUGGGGCUGCUGGUCCUGUGUGUGGUAAACAAGGGAAACGUUUCUUUUGAGAUGCUGAAGGACCUAAGAACUGAAGAGCUGGUUGAGCAUUCUCCAGAUAAGGAAACUCGGGACCUCAUUCAGCAUCUCUUAGUUCCUGGGGACAAUGUGAAGGGCCAUCUGAGUGGCCUGCUGGCUCAUCCCUUCUUUUGGAGCUGGGAGAGCCGCUACCGGACCCUCCGGGAUGUGGGAAAUGAAUCUGACAUCAAAACACGAAAUACUGGUGGCAAGAUCCUCCAGCUUCUGCAACCUGAAACAUCUGAACUUCCCACAAGUUUUUCCCAGUGGACAAAUGAGGUUGAUGAAUCUGUGAUGAAAAAAAUGAAUGCAUUUUAUAAAAAAGGGAAUACCUAUCAGAACACUGUAGGUGACCUGCUGAAGUUCAUCCGGAAUUUGGGAGAGCACAUUAAUGAACAAAAGAAUACAAAGAUGAAGUCAAAAAUUGGAGAACCUUCCCAGUAUUUUCAGGAGAAAUUUCCUGAUCUGGUCAUGUAUGUCUAUAAGAAACUACAGAACACAGAAUAUGCAAAGCAUUUUCCAAAAAACCUCAAUCCGAACAAAGCCGACGUGUGA